Messenger RNA from Cydia amplana, 2246 nucleotides. RefSeq names its product protein masquerade (gene mas). Bases 182 to 2194 code for a protein of 670 amino acids. The transcript has 15 exons. Gene Ontology annotation, molecular function: serine-type endopeptidase activity. Lineage: Eukaryota; Metazoa; Arthropoda; Insecta; Lepidoptera; Tortricidae. Gene Ontology annotation, biological process: proteolysis. The record is from RefSeq and is a predicted model, not a curated record.
GCAUAACGCCUCAUAGAGGCUCCAACCUCAUACCCACCAACGCCAACUUUCUUCCGCCCAACUCUUUGCGCUGCCGCCACACCGCCUUUCUUUCACUCAGUCACCCCGCACGCGACUCGGCGAGCGCACGCGCCAUGCCCCAGUGACAGUGACAGUUGAGUUGACAUUUGACAGUGCCACCAUGAAGCUGAUACUUGUUAUGUUGGCGGUCAGCCCAGUGCUUGCGCGGGCGCAGGAGGAUUCGUUCGCGAGCUCCUUUCUUUCCGGUCUAUUAGACACACUGGACACGCAAGUUGACGCCAAGAACUGCCCCGGCGUGUGCAUGCACGCCAUCGCGUCACUCAUCUGCUCCAACGUGCUCGAUGAGGUCGAGUGUCCCAAUCCCUCCAUGAAGUGCUGCGUCGACGAGCCGCUAGGCAACGACACGCUGUCGACGACGCGGCGGCCGUUCACGACGCGCUACACGACGCCGGCCGAGGACGAGGAGGAGCCCACCACGCCCGCGCCAGACAGAUACAAAGACAGUGGUAACAUCGCAUGCCCCGGCACGUGCGUGGAGAACCGUCUCACGCAAUACUGCGAGGCGUAUCUAACGUCACGGGACCUCUGCGUAUCCGGACGGUUGUGUUGCGUGGCCAAAGAUGGCUACGGGGAUCGACGGCCGUCGGACCUGGUGGUGCCUAGCGAGAAUAAGAAGCACACUAAGAGACCUAGCACUGCGUUGACAACAACAACAGCCCCCUCAAAAUACAAGGGCCCCACGCGCAAGUGCCGCGGCGACUGCAUCAGCGGCCUGUUCGCUCUGCUCUGCGACCACGUGGACGAGGAGGCCUACUGUCCCGGAGAAGGGACGUGUUGUGCCACGGAGCCUAAGGGAGAGCAGACUACGACCAGGCGACCGCCUACUACGCCGAGACCUACUACACCGGCACCGCUGCCUCGCUGCCCGGGCUACUGCCUCCUGAACAUCAUGGCGGCGUUCUGCGAGCGGCCCGCCGUGCUGGUUUCUCAUACGCAGUGCAAGACUAGCGGCUCCGUGUGCUGUGACAAUAUGCCUCCGCGCACCACUCAGAGGCCGACAACUACGACCCCUAGUACGACGCCAGCGCCGGCCGACCCGCGCCCCGACUGCCCGGGCUCUUGUAUCGUCUCCCUUCUCUCUUUCACGUGCUUCCGCAACGCAGAAAUGACGGAGGUGUUCAAGUGCAAGAAGGCUGGCACGCAAUGCUGCGCGCCCAAGUCUAAAGUGCUGGAGGCGACCGGCGUGCAGAGGAACGACACCUACCCCCUCGCCACCCCGCAGUACGAGCCCUACACCACCACGCCGCAGCCCACGCCUAUGACUGUCCCGUAUGAACCAACAUACGGCUCAACGAUAAGAGUGCCGGAAAAAUACAACAAAUACGUUUGCGGAGUGAAAGGAACUUCCUCCCGCAGCUCCCGCCGCCUCGGCCGAGUGAUGGGCGGCGAGGACGGCGAGCGAGGCGAGUGGUGCUGGCAGGUCGCGCUCAUCAACUCCCUCAACCAGUACCUGUGUGGCGCCGCCCUUAUCGGGACACAGUGGGUGCUGACUGCGGCGCACUGUGUCACCAACAUCGUCCGCUCCGGCGACGCCAUCUACGUGCGCGUGGGGGACCACGACCUGACCCGCAAGUACGGGUCGCCCGGCGCUCAGACACUACGCGUGGCCACCACAUACAUCCACCACAACCACAACAGCCAGACGCUGGACAAUGAUAUAGCGCUGCUCAAGCUACAUGGGAAGGCCGAGCUCAAAGAAGGAGUGUGCCUGGUGUGCCUGCCGGCGCGGGGAGUGAGCCACGCGGCGGGCAAGAGGUGCACCGUCACCGGAUACGGAUAUAUGGGCGAGACUGGUCCUAUCCCGCUGCGCGUGCGGGAGGCCGAGCUGCCGGUCGUGAGCGACGCGGAGUGCAUCCGGAAAGUGAACGCCGUCACCGAGAAGAUCUUCAUCCUGCCCGCCAGCUCCUUCUGCGCGGGCGGGGAAGAGGGCAACGACGCCUGUCAGGGCGACGGCGGCGGGCCGCUGGUGUGCCAGGAUGACGGGUUCUACGAGCUGGCGGGGCUGGUGUCCUGGGGCUUCGGCUGCGGCCGCCAGGACGUGCCCGGCGUCUACGUCAAGGUGUCUUCGUUCAUCGGCUGGAUCAACCAGAUUAUCUCCGUCAACAACCUAUAGUAUUAGACGUUACUAGAACUCUUUUCAAACGUCCAGGUUUUUUUUUACGUUC